Microdochium trichocladiopsis is the source of this 321-nucleotide messenger RNA. RefSeq lists its product as uncharacterized. The coding region runs from base 1 to 321 and encodes 106 amino acids. The transcript has 5 exons. NCBI's taxonomy places the organism in Eukaryota, Fungi, Ascomycota, Sordariomycetes, Xylariales, Microdochiaceae. The record is from RefSeq and is a predicted model, not a curated record.
AUGGCGACUGCUCAAGCUGCGCGUGACUCUGCCCUUCUUCGAUCGACGCCAUUGCCGAGUUCGUUGGUCCGUAGCACUGUCGUGCUGUUUUGUGCCACUGGAGUACCUGGCCUCGCCGAACCUUCCAUUUUGCCAGAGCAAGGAUAUACUUCUGUGUACCUCUUCAGCUCCGGUGGACGUGGGUGUCUGUCAACAGCUUCGGUGUCUGCCUACGAUCAAACCUCAGGCGUCGAGGCUACCUUCAUGCCACUUCUGGAUCUUUGGGAUUCUGUUGUGGAAGCCAGAUCGCGUACGGGGCCAGAUGCCGUCAUGCAUGAAUGA